Oxyura jamaicensis (ruddy duck) is the source of this 3715-nucleotide messenger RNA. It is a transcript of the gene STAU2, whose product is annotated as staufen double-stranded RNA binding protein 2. The record is from RefSeq and is a predicted model, not a curated record. The transcript is spliced from 14 exons. NCBI's taxonomy places the organism in Eukaryota, Metazoa, Chordata, Aves, Anseriformes, Anatidae. The coding region runs from base 163 to 2025 and encodes 620 amino acids.
AGGGGGAGGAGGAGGAAGAGGAGGAGGAGGAGGAGGGGUGUCGUGGGGGGGGCGGAGUGGUUGGGGCCGGCGGCGGCCGCCGCGGCGGCGGGGUCAGUUCUCUUUAGUGUUUGCCGAUGUUGGAGGUGUCCCCGAGGCGUCCCUGGGAAGCAGCGAUAGACAAUGGCACAAGUUAAGAUGCAGACUACAGCAAACCUGUCCGGACCUACCAUGUCCCCUAUGGUGCUACCCCUCCCAGUAACAACUACAAACACGCUGGGUCUGCCACCUGCCAUGAAUGGAUCCAUUUCGGAACCGGCUGCCAGUUGUAGCAGUCCUACUGCUGGCCCCGUGGAUCCUGCUCCCGCUAGCAACUCACCAGCUCCUCUCCAAGAUAACAUGGCAAACCCCAAAGAGAAAACUCCAAUGUGUCUGGUAAAUGAGUUAGCCCGUUUCAAUAGAAUUCAACCCCAGUAUAAGCUUCUGAAUGAACGAGGGCCUGCUCAUGCCAAGAUGUUCACAGUGCAACUGACUCUUGGAGAACAGACAUGGGAAGCUGAAGGAAGCAGUAUUAAAAAGGCCCAACAUGCUGCUGCUAGCAAAGCAUUGAAUGAAACUACCCUUCCCAAGCCAACUCCUAGACCACCCAAAAAUAAUGUUAACAAUAAUCCAGGCAGUAUAACUCCAACAGUAGAGCUGAAUGGUCUGGCUAUGAAAAGAGGAGAGCCUGCCAUCUACAGGCCGUUAGAUCCAAAGCCAAUCCCCAAUUAUAGAGCAAAUUACAAUUUUCGGGGCAUGUACAAUCAGAGGUAUCACUGCCCAGUGCCUAAAAUAUUCUAUGUCCAGUUAACUGUUGGCAACAGUGAGUUUUUUGGUGAAGGAAAGACUCGUCAAGCUGCUAGACAUAAUGCUGCAAUGAAGGCCCUUCAAGCUCUCCAGAAUGAGCCUAUUCCAGAAAAAUUACCUCAGAAUGGAGAAACGGGAAAAGAAACAGAAGAAGAUAAAGAUGCAAACAAGUCUGAGAUAAGUGUAGUGUUUGAAAUUGCUUUGAAGCGCAAUAUACCCGUCAGUUUUGAGGUGAUUAAAGAAAGUGGACCUCCUCACAUGAAGAGCUUUGUUACACGAGUUACAGUAGGUGAAUUCACUGCAGAAGGAGAAGGGAACAGUAAGAAACUCUCAAAGAAACGUGCUGCAAUGGCUGUCCUACAAGAACUUAAGAAGCUUCCUCCUCUUCCUGUUAUUGAAAAGCCAAAACUUUACUUUAAAAAACGUCCAAAAACAAUAUUAAAGACUGGACCAGAAUAUGGUCAAGGAAUGAAUCCCAUCAGUCGUCUGGCUCAGAUCCAACAGGCCAAAAAGGAGAAAGAGCCAGAAUAUGUUCUUCUUUCAGAGAGAGGAAUGCCUCGCCGUCGAGAAUUUGUUAUGCAGGUAAAAGUAGGCAACGAGAUUACUACGGGGACAGGCCCAAACAAGAAAAUAGCUAAAAGAAAUGCAGCAGAAGCAAUGUUGCUACAGCUGGGUUACAAAGCCUCUACCCCUCUUCAAGACCAGCCAGAAAAGCUUGGAGAAAACAAGAGUUGGAACGGACAGAAUGUUGGGUUUCCUGAGCCAACAAGUAACACACCAAAGGGAAUACUCCAUCUCUCUCCUGAUGUUUACCAAGAGAUGGAAGCAAGCCGCAACAAAUCAGCCCCUGGUACCACUGUAAGCUAUUUGUCGUCCAAAGAAAUGAGCCAGACUUCUAGCUCUUUCUUCAGCAUAUCUCCUACAACAAAUAGCACAGCUACGAUUGCCAGGGAACUUCUCAUGAAUGGAACAUCCCCAACUGCCGAAGCCAUAGGUCUAAAAGGAAUAUCUCCUGCUUCCCCCUGUCCUGCAGUGCAGCCUUCAAAACAGCUGGAGUAUUUGGCAAGGAUUCAAGGCUUUCAGGUACACUACAGUGAUAGACAAAAUGGCAAAGAGUGUAUGACCUGUUUGACACUGUCUCCUGUGCAGAUGACUUUCCAAGGUAUCGGAAGCUCCAUUGAAGCCAGCCAUGACCAGUAAUGGAGAGCUGGGGUAAAUCAGACAACUUCGACAGACGUAUUCCAUUCAGUCCUCAUUUCAUCCAGCAACUUGUUUAUGCUGUCCUAAAGCUGCUCAGUUUUUCUUUCAGUAAAGAUCACCUUUUAAAAUUUACUUAUAUCUCAACUACAAUAUUUAGACAUUUCCAUGAAUAUAAGGUGGUCCCUGUCAAAUUGGUAACAACUACAUUCUGGGCUACCAGCCAGCUUGGCCUUUGUCUUAGCAUUUAUUUAGGCUAGAGCAUGAUAUGUAAACAGAAAACGACUUUGUAAGCAAAAAGCACAUUUAAGCCAUCUAAAUAAUUAUAUAUUUAAGAAGUCUAAAAGAAAAAGUGUUACUGAGCCUGCAAAGUCAAGCACCUAGAAAUUAGGAAAUUCCAGAUUAUUUGUAGCACUAGUUUGAUCCCAAGUGUACCCAUUCAGUGCUCCAAACAGGACAUUCACCUGGGAGGAAAUAAAUUGCAUAAAAACAUGUAGCUAAAGAUUAUAGCACAGCUUGUACACAAAUGAGUAGAAUUAAGUCUGUUUGGGCCAUUCUGAAGCUAUAAUUUCCUAAUCUUUAUUCAGCUUGCUGUUUAAUGUUCCUUCAUCCUUUCUUUUAGUUAUGUAAUUUUCCACACAGUUCUUAAAAAGGAGAGAAAAAUGUUUUAUUAUUGCAUAAUGGGUUGGUUGUUGCAUUACUGAACCCACAUUACUUGUGCAAAGAUUUAAUCUGAACUGGGAACAGAAGAAAAUAAUCAUCUAAAAGUCAACUGGCUACUCUUUGGUCACAAAACAGAUCCACACAGAGGUCAGCAGACACAAAGUUCUGCUUGUCCCCUUUCUAACUAUGAAAGGCAUUCCACUUCUAGGGGAAGAAGGAUGCUACUGACUGUUUAUGUUUGAUAAGAGGAAUGGCAAGACUACGUUGAAGCAUUAUUUGUCAUCACCUAAAUAAAUACAGAAAAAUGAAUCAUUAGCAAACAAAGUACAUCGAGUGUUUUUCAGGCACUGGAAUUAAUUAAUGAUGAAAUUAGAUCUCUUAAAGGACUGAUAAAAAAGAAAUAAAUCCCUUUCCUUUAUUCUUUCUGUGUGAUUUAGUAUGAUUUUGCUCUUUUUUUUUUUUUUUUUUUACUACAACUUCCCUGGAGGCAGGUUUGUAUGAUACCCUUAUUCUUACAAAAAUAGAAAGCAGAACUGCUGUACCUUUGUUAAGCUGAAUUGUCCUCAUUUUGAAGUUUCAAAUGCAAUAAAUGCAGGGUAGCCAUAUAGUGCUGUAAAACUGGAAACUCUUCUUGAGUCACCUGUUAAUUCCACAUCAUCUCUUCUGCACUGUAUAGUAAAUAUGACAGGCUAGUCACCUGAACACCUCUAAUUUCAGUGGAGGUGUGCUGAUUUGUGUCAGCUAUGAGGCCUGACAUAGUUUGACUUCAGGAUUUGUCUACCUCUGUGCUUAUGAAGAUAAUUUUUCUUGUGUUCAUUCUAAAAUAUAAAUUCUAUAAAUUCUGGUAGUGAUUUUUGGGGGGUUGCUUGUUUUUAAGGGACAGACUGGCUGGCUAAGACUCUGGAAUAGUGUCUUUGUGGGAAAGUGGUAGAAUCUGUUGUGUGAAUGCAUCUAAUAAAACAGCUCUACACCAGAAUUGUCACCGUGUUGUGGCAGAAGGACUACAACUGACCAAAUACCUUGAUUUAAA